Messenger RNA from Daucus carota subsp. sativus, 719 nucleotides. RefSeq lists its product as uncharacterized. The record is from RefSeq and is a predicted model, not a curated record. Gene Ontology annotation, cellular component: U1 snRNP; U5 snRNP; U2 snRNP. Bases 150 to 476 code for a protein of 108 amino acids. Gene Ontology annotation, molecular function: RNA binding. The transcript has 7 exons. NCBI's taxonomy places the organism in Eukaryota, Viridiplantae, Streptophyta, Magnoliopsida, Apiales, Apiaceae. Gene Ontology annotation, biological process: spliceosomal snRNP assembly; RNA splicing.
UCUCAGAAUUUAGAAGCCCAUAUGAGUUUUGAAUAUAUCCGGUCUUUCAGCCUAUUUCUGGUGUUCAAGUUUAGAGCGCAAAGUUCCGAAGCACUCCACAAGAUCUCCACGCUCAACAAAGGUUUCGUUUCUUUUUUCUGCCAUCAAAGAUGAGUCGACCAAUGGAUGAGGAUGUUCCUGCAAAGAAUGAGGAAGAGGAGUUCAACACAGGUCCACUUUCAGUACUGAUGAUGAGUGUUAAAAAUAACACACAGGUUCUUAUCAACUGCCGUAACAACAAAAAGCUUCUUGGUCGUGUAAGAGCUUUUGACCGACACUGCAACAUGGUGCUAGAAAAUGUUAGGGAGAUGUGGACAGAGCUUCCAAAGGCUGGUAAAGGCAAGAAGAAAUCUCUUCCAGUUAACAAAGACAGGUUUAUUAGCAAGAUGUUUCUUCGGGGCGAUUCAGUGAUCAUUGUCCUCAGGAACCCUAAGUGAGAUAGUGGAAGCAAAUCCGGAGUCUAAUUCCAUGGGGAGAAGAUCUCAACUUGAUUAGCUUCUUAGCCACAACUUAAUGUUCAACUUGAGUAUUAUUUUAGCUUUCAAAUCAGCAGUGUUUAAUCACUUGUGUACGUAAAGAUUAAAAUCAGGAAGUAGAUUUGGUUUACUCUCUUCUAUUUCAUACUAAUGUUGGUUUCUUUGAUAUAUUCUGAUUAAGAAGAAUAAAAUUUGAUAUGCAAA